AGUCUUGUACGCCGCAUGUCUCUGUCCUCUGAUGGUGUUCAGACUUUUGCGAAGCCUUGGCCAGGAGCAGCUGGAUGCUCAUCAGCUGGAAUUGAUGCUGGUCAGCAUAGUUCUGAUAGCUAUUCUGCCCACCAUCAGCACGCCAGCGCUGCUGUUAUCAGCACAUCGGAACAUAUCAAUAGAAGAUUUGCAUUACGGCUCAGGAAUGAAGAUCGCAGUGGCAUGUUUAACACAGAACCCGACGUAUCAGUCCGCAUCUCUUACUGGAGUCACGAUUCCGGCCAACGACUCCGGCUUGACGAAUUCUUCGCAUUUUCGCCCAACUUGCCCAUACCAUCUGGACGUGGGUUCAUCCAUUCAAUCAAUGUCGCGUACGCCUUCGCCCCGGCAGUAUAGGCAGGACAGUCGAAAGUUCGGUCACAAACCGCCAAUUAUUUCUGGUGGAUCCCCUGUAAUUUUCGCUCAUACUAAGAAUGAACAAAGGCAUUCAUCAUGGCAUACAAGCGGACACGGUUUUGAGGAACGCCACAGUUUGAGUGUUUCUCCGCCAGGGAGUUUCAUAUUAAGCCACAAAGCCACCAACAAUGGCAGUCACUCAUGCUCAAAACGGGAACUUGAUGACAGGAUAACUCGAAGUUCCCUUUCGUCUUCACCGCGGUACCACGACGCGAAGAGACUUUCGUUGUCACAUUCGUAUACUGCUUCCUUAUCUCCUAUGCCGGUGAGCCGCUCUGUCGCGAGGAGAAAACGCUCCUACGAUCCUCCUCGAUCUCCCAUCCACCUCACUUUGUCAGCGCUUGGCAGAGAUACACUCGUGUCGCAUUCUUAUAACAACCUGCAGAGCUCGUCUCAUUUCUCACAUGAUAUUGCAAGCGGGCCUGUGGAGCUAAAUUAUAGUAAUUUAGACUCGUCUCUCACGCCCACUGCAUUCAGCUACCAUCCGCCGGAUACGCGAGUGUCUCCUUUGCUGUACUCUCAGUGCCACAGCCGACGAUAUGAAGGGAAUCUUGACAACGCAUAUCUUACUUCUGCUUCUCAGUCGAGGAUUUAGUCGCGAGAUCUGCUACUAAAAGUGUCUUUAAUUCAAUGAAUUAGCCGCGAGAGUGUUGCUUUGCAUGAUAAAGCACUGGCGUGUGGAGUGCGUGAGCACUGUGAAUUCAAACAGGAAUUCAUAUAACAGAAAUUUCAAAUGUUUCGUGAGGCAUUGUUUGGGUUUGAAUUGAAUGACGUUAAGGUCAGAAAGAUGAAGUUUAUGUGGUUGAGAUUAGGUGGUAUCGCAGAAUUUCUUAAAAGCAGAUCGUUGUGCAGUGCUCCUUGAAGAAUCUCAACCUUUAAAAAAUGAUCUCAUUUAUCCUACUAGAUUGAUUAUCCAAAUUUUCUCUUAUUCAUGAAAAAUUCGAUCUAAAAGCAAAUAUGGCGUGCAGUAAGGACGACAUUAGGUUUUGCGUUUUCCUUAAGUGUGCUAAGGA
Molecule: messenger RNA, 1469 nt
Organism: Hyalella azteca
Lineage: Eukaryota; Metazoa; Arthropoda; Malacostraca; Amphipoda; Hyalellidae
Exons: 3
Coding region: 32-1051 (339 amino acids)
Source: RefSeq, a predicted model, not a curated record